Spinacia oleracea (spinach) is the source of this 2442-nucleotide messenger RNA. RefSeq names its product calcium-dependent protein kinase 20-like. Lineage: Eukaryota; Viridiplantae; Streptophyta; Magnoliopsida; Caryophyllales; Amaranthaceae. The record is from RefSeq and is a predicted model, not a curated record. Gene Ontology annotation, biological process: protein phosphorylation. Bases 596 to 2185 code for a protein of 529 amino acids. Gene Ontology annotation, molecular function: ATP binding; calcium ion binding; protein kinase activity. The transcript is spliced from 7 exons.
CUCUGGCAUGUCUCUCUCGAGUGAUGACCAGUUCACAUUUUACAGAUGACAUCUCUUUUUUCUUUUUUUUUUCUCUCUCUCUUUAUUUCUUUUCAGUAAUAAUUUCUCCCUCUCUUUUUCAUUCUCUCUCUUACCAACCACUUUCCCUCUGUCCUCUUUACAAAUCAAAUUAAAUCUCCUAUAAAAUUCCCCAGAUUCUCGUUUGCAGGUUUUAUCCACAUUCCUCUUUUCUAUUUCCAGAUUUUUUCGUUUCCUUCUACAAAAACACACACAUUAAUUUUUCUGGGUAUUUUGAUUUCACCAUUUGAUUUUAUUUUUUCUUGGGGGGGAAGAAUUCCAGGUUGUAAUUUCGUGAUCCUCAAUUCUAUUUUUCCUGUACAAAAUAUUUAAUUUCAUUAAAUUCUAUUACUGGGAUUUUUAUACAAUUCAAAAACCUUUUUAAUCUGAUUGAAUUGUAUAAAUCCGUAUACAUUUUCUGGGUUUUUAAUUUCCUGAUUUGGGGUUUUUUUAAAAGAUCAUUUUGAUCCCAAAUUGUCAAUUUUUGCUGUAAUAUUUAGAGGGUACUUUUGAUUUUGUAUAUCUUUGUUCAUCAUAAAUGGGGAAUUGUUGUAUAACACCAAAUGGGGGUGAAGGAGUUGAGAAAAAAAGAGGUAAGAAAACAAGAGAAAACCCAUUUGCAAGUGAAUAUAAAUUCGGGGGUUCAAAAUUGGUAGUUUUGAAAGAAGCAACAGGAAAUAAUAUUGAGGAGAAUUAUGAACUAGGUAGGGAGCUUGGUAGAGGUGAAUUUGGGAUAACAUAUUUGUGCACUGAUAAAGCAACUGCUGAGGUAUUUGCUUGUAAGAAGAUAUCGAAAAAGAAGCUUAGAACUGCAAUUGAUAUUGAAGAUGUUAGAAGGGAAGUUGAGAUCAUGAAACAUAUGCCUAAACACCCUAACAUUGUCACUCUUAAGGAUACUUUUGAGGAUGAUUAUGCUGUUCAUUUGGUCAUGGAGUUGUGUGAGGGUGGUGAAUUGUUUGAUCGGAUCGUUUCGAGGGGACAUUACACCGAAAGGGCGGCUGCUAUUGUUAUGCGCACCAUUGUUCAAGUUGUUCAGGCGUGCCACAAACAUGGAGUGAUGCACCGUGACUUGAAACCCGAGAACUUCCUUUUUGGAAAUAAGAAGGAAGCAGCACCUCUUAAAGCCAUAGACUUUGGACUCUCAGUAUUCUUCACUCCUGGUGAAAGAUUUAACGAAAUCGUGGGGAGCCCGUACUAUAUGGCUCCUGAAGUUCUUAAAAGGAAUUACGGCCCUGAAAUAGAUAUCUGGAGUGCUGGAGUCAUCCUUUACAUUUUGCUGUGUGGUGUUCCUCCUUUUUGGGCAGAAACCGAGCAAGGAGUAGCACAAGCAAUUAUUAGGUCCAUUUUGGAUUUUAAGAGAGAUCCUUGGCCUAGAGUAUCCGAUAAUGCAAAAGACCUCGUGAAAAAGAUGCUUGACCCUGAUCCUGCACGCCGACUUACUGCACAGCAGGUGCUAGAUCAUCCUUGGUUACAGAACAUCAAAAAGGCUCCUAAUGUUUCUUUGGGCGAAACAGUCAAAGCUAGACUUAAACAGUUUUCUGUGAUGAAUAAGUUAAAGAAAAGAGCUUUACGGAUUAUUGCUGACCAUUUGUCAGUGGAGGAAGUUGCCGGAAUUAAGGAAGGAUUUGCAUUGAUGGACACCGGGAAAAAGGGAAAAAUUGGCAUUGAUGAAUUAAAAUCUGGAUUGCAUAAGCUUGGUCAUCAGAUUUCAGAAGCGGAUCUCCACAUUCUUAUGGAUGCUGGUGAUGUAGAUAAAGAUGGGUUCUUGAAUUACGGAGAGUUUGUAGCAAUAGCUGUUCAUCUAAGGAAGAUGGGAAAUGAUGAGCAUAUGCAGAAAGCCUUCUUAUAUUUUGAUCAAAAUAGAAAUGGGUAUAUCGAGAUAGAAGAGUUAAGACACUCUCUAGCUGACGAACUUGAUGACAAUAGUGAAGAAGUUAUAGAUGCCAUUAUGAGAGAUGUCGAUACAGAUAAGGAUGGACGAAUAAGUUAUGAUGAGUUUGCGGCAAUGAUGAAAGCCGGAACAGAUUGGAGGAAAGCCUCAAGGCAGUAUUCACGAGAGCGGUUUAAUAAUUUGAGCCUGAAAUUAAUGAAGGAUGGUUCAUUGCAAUCAGCCAAUGAGGGAAGAUGACCCUUGAUGUGGUCAGUAUAAGAGCUUUGAUUUUCUUGGGAUUUCAUUAUUGUUGUUUUGCAAUCAGCCAAUAUUUUCAAAAGAUAGAUUGAGAUAAGCCCUUGUGAAGGAUGAUAGGGCGUGCUCGAUAUAUGUACGUGUUCGUUUUUUGGUGUUCUCAUUUUUCUUUGGAGGAGAAUAUCUAUCGAGUUUUUCUUCUUUUCUCUAUUUUCUUUCAAGGAGGGGGGGGGGGGGGGGGGGGAGGUUGUACUGAAGAA